This is a messenger RNA of Rotaria sordida, 1887 nucleotides long. NCBI's taxonomy places the organism in Eukaryota, Metazoa, Rotifera, Eurotatoria, Philodinida, Philodinidae. The record is from the annotation of a GenBank genome assembly.
AUGGGUCCAGGCGUCCUGGACGUUCCAUCGCCGGACGUUGGGCUCGAUGUAAAAUUUGGUUUCAAUGAUUUAUGUCCUGUAUGUGGUGAUAAAGUCAGUGGAUUUCAUUAUGGUCUUUUGACAUGUGAAUCAUGUAAAGGAUUUUUCAAACGAACAGUACAAAAUAAAAAGAAUUAUCAAUGUAUUGAUAAGCAACAAUGUCAAAUAGAUAAAACUCAACGAAAACGUUGUGCUUUUUGUCGUUUUAAAAAAUGUUUACAAGUUGGUAUGAAAUUAGAAGCUGUUCGUGAAAAUCGAGUACGAGGUGGACGAAACAAAUUUGGUCCAUUAUAUCGGCGUAGUCGUGCAUUACGUCAACAAAUAAUGAGACAACAUUUUGUUAGUAUGGUUAAAGCACAACAAAAUAUGAUACCAAAUGGUAAUGGUAUUGAUAAUGGACAAACAUCAUUAGAUAUAACUGGUAAUAAUUUACAAGUUAAAACUGAACCUGAACAACCAAAUCUUCAUCCAUUUCAACAUAUGUAUACAAGUUUACAAACAACAACAAAUAUAAAUCAUCCAGCACAUUCACAUCAUCCAAAUACACAUCCACAUCAUCCACAUCAUUAUCAACCACAAAAAUCUUCAUCAUUUCCUGGUGUUUAUCCGGAUUUUUUUAAUCCAAAUUCUUCAAUUACAAAUAAUACACGUUUACAACAACCAUUUCAAUUAAAUCCAUUUGAUACAUAUUAUAAAAAUUCUUCAGCAUCAUCAACUGCCUAUGGACAUUCACCACCAUCUUUACUUUUACCAUCGAAUAGCAACAGUAAUCCACCAUCAGGUUCAUCAAAUUCAAGUUCAUCACCUGUUGGUCAAAUAUCAUCAAAAUUACUUGAUUAUCAAAUAUCAUCACCAUCAACAACAGGUACAACAACAACAGUAAAUACAACUAAUUCAACAUUAAAUACAUCUUCAAUAUUAAGUACAUUAACUAUGCAACAACAUUCAAUGGCUACAAAUGAUUCAAUGCAUACAGAUACAAAUAAUGGUAUAUCAUCUGUUUAUUUUUAUAAUAAUCAAUAUUUAGCACCAAAUUAUGAUAUGAACGAUACAAAUAAUAUACCUGAAACAUUAACAAAACUUAUUGAAUCUGAUCAAGCUUAUCGAUGUACUGAAGUACGAUAUAUUGAAGAUAUUCAACAGAUUCAUAUUGAUUUAACACGUGAUGAUGGUGAUAUAUUAGUUGUAUGUUCAUUAUUGGAUAAAUUAUGUUUUCUUAUGGUUGAUUGGGCUCGACAGUCCCUUUAUUUUAAAGAUAUUCAAAUUGAUAAUCAGAUAAAAUUAUUAAAAGCAGCAUGGAUUGAAAUAUUAAUUAUUGAUCUUAUAUGGAAACAAUGUCAACAACCAAAAGAAACUUGUUUAAAUUGUAUUGUUAGUGCUAAUGGACAAUUAUUAAAUAUAAAUUUAAUACAAAAUCCAGCUGUUAAAAAAUUAGCUGAAAGAUAUUUACAAUGUGUUAAUGAUUUUCGUCAACUACAGUGGCAAUAUCCAGAAUAUCUUGCACUCAAAUAUCUUGUACUCUUCGAUCCAGAUGUUCAAGGUGUAACUGAAUCGAGUUUAAUCGAAGAAGUUCAAGAGAAAAUUACAAAUGCUUUAGGUGAAUAUACAACAGAUCAUAACAAUCCAUCCAUAUCAAAUUCAACAAAUCGGUCUCCAUCACAACAACAACAAGCACCAACAAAUGAACAAGAAAAAUUUGCUUGUAUUUUAUUAAAAUUACCCGAUGUGCGUCUGAUUGGAAAUGAUUUAAAGAAAUUUUUACAAUUAAUUGAUCGUAAACAUGAUGGAAAACUUCUUGAUGGUUGUUUACUUGGCGAAAUGCUCAAUGGUUUACAAUCGAAUAAUUAA